AGAAGCAAUGGCUACCGAAGCCAUUCCCUCAGAGAUCAUAGAAGGACAACGAAGAAAGUUGCUUGAAAUCCUCCAGCAGGAUCCUGAUUCCGUUUUAGACACAUUAACCUCUCGGAGGCUGAUUUCUGAGAAAGAGUAUGAGGCUCUAGACAAAGUUACAGAUCCACUGAAGAAAAGUAGGAAGUUGUUAAUUUUGGUACAGAAAAAGGGCGAGGGGAGCUGCCAGGAUUUCCUCAGGUGUUUGUCCAGCACUUUUCCAGAGUCAGCUGCCGCCUGUGACUUUCAGCAUGAAUUUUUACAACAUGAGACUAUAGCACCUCUAUCUAUGGGGGUAAGCAAGAAUUCAGAAGAUACAUUUUUCCCUGGGAAGAAAAAACCUGAGAAUCCUGAGAUCACAAUGUUCACCAAUGAGAAGGAACAGUUGAAUUUGGAAACUUUCAAGUUUUUCAGGAAUAAGGAAACUGCUUUGUCCACUAAGGAUAAUGAGAAGGAAUGUGACACACCAAAAGUCACAUUGCCAUAUCCAGUUGAAAAAGUUAAAUAUGAAAUCCCAGCAACUAUUACAUAUUUAAAGGAUGGACAGAGAUAUGAGGAGCCAGAUGAUUCUUUGUACUUAGGAAAAGAGGACUAUCAAGAACCUAUCAGAUACCCUGAAGAUGCAGAAAUGACUGGGAAAGAGGGGGAUUAUGAUGACCCUGAUCACAUUGUAUAUGAUGGUGAAGAGGACCUUGAUUAUUCAGAAACCACAGCAUUAUCUGAUGAAGAGCACAAUUAUGAUGAUUCAGAAAUCAGCAUUUCAUUGGAGGAGGAAGAGGAGAAGGAAGAAAAAAAUAUGGAAGAAAGAAAAAAGGUAUUUAAAGAUGUCCUGUCCUGUUUGAACAUAGAUAGAAGCAGAAAGAUUCUGCCAGAUUUUGUUAAACAGUUCUCCUUAGAUCAAGGAUGUGGGUGGACACCUGAGAUUCCAGGAGACUUAGCUUGGAAUUUCCUAAUGAAAAUUCAAGCACUGGAUGUGACAGCAAGAGAGUCAAUCCUCAGGCACAGGGUUCCUGAUGAAGAUAACAAAGAUGAACUGCUGACUGGAAUGGAAAAUUUGGGAAUUCAAGACAUACAAGCUAUUAAUCCUCUUGAUGUCCUUUGUGCCUCCAUGCUGUGUUCAGACAGUUCUUUGCAACGUGAAGUCAUGUCCAACAUGUUUCAAUGCCAGUUUGCCCUUCCCCUGCUACUACCAGAUGCAGAAAACAACAAAAUCAUCUUAAUGCUGGGGGCCAUGAAGGGCAUUGUGAAGAAGCAGUCAACACAGUCUUCAGGAAGGCCCACAGGUGACACGGAAAAGUUUCUGACUCUCAUGAAGAUGCCUGUCAUCUCUUUUGUGCGUCUAGGAUACUGUAGCUUCUCCAAGUCCAGAAUCCUCAACACACUGCUCAACCCUACCCAAUUGGAAUCACACAAAAUCUUCCUCCAUCAUGAUUUGUCUGAUCUGGUGCUUCCCAGACAAAUAUCUGAUGGCCUGGUUGAGAUAACAUGGUGUUUCCCUGAUAGUGUUGAUCUAAAGGAAAGCUGUAAUUUUUUCCAAAAGCCUGUUGCUGUGGCCAACCUUCGUGGAGAUUUAGAAAACUUUUGGAUUCAGUUUGGUUUUUUGAUGGAAGUUUCCUCAGCUGUGUUUUUUUUCACUGACUAUAUAGGUGAGAAGGAAUGGAACUUGCUAAUGUUUUUAGGAGAAGCUGCCAUUGAAAGAUGCUACUUUGUCCUCAGUCCCCAGGCCAGGAAGAGUGAAGAGGCUCAGAUUUUCCAGAGGAUCCUUAAAUUGAAGCCAUCACAACUAUUGUUUUGGGAGGGGGAGGAAGCUGAGGACAGAAGGAAGAAUAUGAAGGCCCUUCAAACUGCUCUUCAGGAAGUGAUGGCCUCUUCAUUCAGAUGUGUGUCUAUGGAAGAUAUGGCCUUUCAAGCUAGAGAGUUGGGGAUUCAGGUAGACCAAGAUUUUGAGACCACUCAAGGGGUUCAGGUUUUCCAUAGUGAAAACAUGGCUAGGACAGCUGAAGAUGAAGGACAACAAAAACAUAGUCAGACAAAAAGCUUAUCUGAAAGCCCAGCUCAGAUGCCUGUAAGAGAGCCUGGAGAUAGGUAUGAAGUCAGCCAGAAUUUUCACCACAGUCCAGUUUUCUUGCCUCAUCAGGAAAACUGUUCCCUACCAACCAUAACUAGAGGUAAAUUUAACUCUGUUUCCUUGAAAGCCACAUGGGUUAUGGCCUCCCACUUUGGGUCAGAGCACAGGGGUAAGUGGUUCUGUCCUUUGCCCUUUCAGAAUUCAAGGGCUCAUACCUGGGGUAAAAGUUUUGAUAUUAAAUACUUCCAACCCCAGAGAUUUUAUUCAGGUGAAAGAUUCAUGAAAUUUUCAAAAACUCCUUGGAGACAUAACUUGCAUGGAACAUUUGGGAGAACACCAAGAUCCACUUCUCAGCAUUUUGGGGCCUGUUCUGAGAGACCACAAACAAUGGAAGCUCUUACAAGGUCUGGAGUCUCCCAGCUAGGUCACAUCCAUUUUCUGGGUUCACAGCUAGAAAGAGCAGUAAGAACGCCACAGCCUGGGCAUGCCCAUACUCAGGGAACACAGCUAACUGAAGCAACUAGGAAAUUAAUGAGAACAUCUCAUUUUAGACAUCCUUACUCUCAAUCAUUUCAGUCAGCAGGAGCCAUACAAAAACUGGUGAGACCUACUUCUCAUAAAGAAGCCCAACUAAUGACACAGGAUAAGCCUUCAGAUUCAGCUUUCCAAACAGGAUUCCAUUCCAUGUCUAGGAGUAAACCCAGCUCUCAGUUCAAAUCCCAUCAGCCCAUGGGAUCUCAAGUCAACCACUUCCAGUCCAAACUCUCCCAACCUGUGCCAUCUCAACCUAAACCUCCUCAUCUUCAAUGCUCUCAAGUUAAACCCUCUCCAUCCAAACCACCGUAUCCCCAGAUCUUCCAAGCUAAAUCUUCUUCAUCCAAACCACCUCAUCAGCAGUCCUCCCAAGCCAAACCCUCUUCAUCCAAAUCAUCUCAUUCCCAGUGCUCCCAAGCUGAACUUUUUCAUCCAAACCACCUCAUCCCCAAUCCUCCCAAGCUAAACUUUCUCCAUCCAAAUUCGUUCAGCCCAGGCCAUGCCAACCCCAGAACACCCAAUCUAAGUCUACUAAGUCCAAGCUCAAUCAACAAAAGUCAUGCCAGGCCAAUCCAUCACAGGCCAAGGCAUACCACCCAAGAGCAGGACCCAAAAGGGGAAAGCAUUAAAGAGCAAACUCCAGACACCUAUGAAAUGUGUUCUUUAAUCAGGCCAUUCUUAUCACAUGGUAACUCGAAGACUUGUGGUGAAGGUCAAAGACUAUUGGUAUUAGCAUGAUACAGACAAAAAUAUAAGCAAAGCCUAACUAGAUAUCAUUAAAAUAUCUAUAAAAGUUGUUUCCAUAAACAAAAGGAAAAUAUGAAAAUAAUUAAGAAUAGGAUCAAAUAAUAAAUAAAUAAUCAUUGAGUAUUAGGUAAUAUAUAACCUGAAUCCAGGAAUGGGGUGUUUGAAGUAGCCCCACUUGGAUAAGAAUGGGGUUAGAGUCUUUAAUUGCAAAGUGACGAUAAAAUACAGUUCCGGUUACAUGAAUGGUGCAAGAAAAGUUGCCCUAAAUGUUGACUGUUCCAGAGGUGCCUUGGUCAGAAGUUUGUGGCUCAGUAUCAGUUGCUGAACAGGUAACCCUUUUUAUUAGGGUAGUUAAAUCAGCUUGCUUGUUGUAUUAGCUCCAGUUUGCUUGCUGAUAAAACUCAUUUAACCCUUAUAAAUAGAAAUAGUGAGCUAGUAAUCAAAAAAUUAUCAUUUUGCAUUAACUUUUUUUUUCUUUUUGUUGCGGUACUGGGGUUUGAACUCAGGCAAGCACUCUACUACUUGAGCUACUCCACCAGCCGUGCAUUAACUUUAAAAGUGAUUGAUCUGUGUUUCAUAUUUUAAUUAUUUGUAAUAUUUAAGAAAAAUUUGGCAGAUGAAUAUUAUUAGCUUCAUGAUUCUAAUUAAAAAUGUGUCAUUGAGUUUUAAGUUUAGAUUUUAAAAAUUAGGAUAAAUUUGCAAAGUUUAUUUAAAAAGUUCAUAAAAAGUAUUGAAAUGUUUAAGAGAACUUAAGAGUCAUAGGACUUAUAAUUUUAUUAGAUUCAUAUUCUAAAUACUUGGAAAAGUUUGGCUAGUC
Molecule: messenger RNA, 4202 nt
Organism: Castor canadensis (American beaver)
Lineage: Eukaryota; Metazoa; Chordata; Mammalia; Rodentia; Castoridae
Gene: Card6
Product: caspase recruitment domain family member 6
Biological process (GO): regulation of apoptotic process
Source: RefSeq, a predicted model, not a curated record